UGCUGCAUCUGUGAAUGACAUGAGGAUGUGAGAGAAUACAGCGACAGCGAGACGGACGGGGGGUGUCUCGGCUAGGUGCUUUUAUAGCCAUUCGUCAGCGGACUGAUAUAUGAACGAUGAGGAAUACAAUAAGGACUUACUGAGGAACGGCAAAAACUUCAAAGACCCCCCAGGGGUUGAAACUCCAUCGAAAGGCCUGGAUUUGACCCUGAGUCUUCCUCAUCUGUCUGUCAUGGACUACAUGGAUUGUGUUUUAGUGAGUGUUUGACCUCAGACAUAACCAUGGUGGUGAGGUGGUUGCUCAACUCCCAUUGAGAACACAAAAAAUGAGAGUGUGAAGCUGCAGGGCAGGCAGCGCAGCCACAUGAUUCGAUGACUCUGGACAUGGACGCGGUCCUGUCAGACUUUGUUCGGUCCACAGGGGCAGAACCGGGUCUGGCAAGAGACCUGCUGGAAGGUAAAAACUGGGACCUGAGUGCUGCUCUGAGUGACUAUGAGCAGCUUCGGCAAGUACACACUGCCAACCUGCCCCAUGUCUUCAAUGAGGGCCAUUACUUUAAGCAGCCAGAGCGUAGCAGCACCCCACAGCACAUCAGCAAGCCUGAGCAAUGCCUCCAGAAACAAGAGGACAACACUCAAGAAAAGCGUCUGUCUCGGGGCAUUUCCCAUGCCAGCUCUGCCAUCAUGUCUCUGGCCCGGCUGCAGGUGUCAGGGGAUUGUGCCAGGGAGCAGUUCCCCCUGGAGAUGCCCAUCUACACAUUCCAGCUGCCCGACCUGAGCGUGUACAGCGAGGACUUCCGCAACUUCAUCGAGCGUGACCUCAUCGAGCAAUCCACCAUGGUGGCCCUGGAGCAGGCUGGUCGAUUGAAUUGGUGGUCCACCAUGUGCACCAGCUGUAAGAAGCUACUACCACUAGCCACAACAGGAGAUGGCAACUGCCUUCUGCAUGCAGCUUCUUUAGGAAUGUGGGGCUUCCAUGACAGGGAUUUGGUGUUGAGGAAGAGUCUGUAUGCCAUGAUGAAGAGCGGGGCAGAGAGAGAAGCUCUGAAGAGGAGGUGGAGGUGGCAACAGACUCAACAGAACAAAGAGUCUGGGCUGGUAUACACUGAGGAGGAAUGGGAAAGAGAGUGGAACGAAUUGCUGAAGCUGGCCUCCAGUGAGCCACGCACACACUUUAGCAAGAACGGCAACUCCAGUGGAGGAGUGGAUAACUCAGAAGACCCGGUUUACGAGAGCUUGGAGGAGUUUCAUGUGUUUGUACUGGCUCACGUUCUGAGAAGACCUAUUGUGGUGAUAGCUGACACCAUGCUCAGAGACUCUGGAGGUGAAGCUUUUGCACCAAUUCCCUUUGGAGGGCUGUACCUGCCUUUGGAGGUGCCUCCCAACCACUGUCACUGUUCCCCGCUGGUGUUGGCCUACGACCAGGCCCACUUCUCCGCCCUGGUGUCCAUGGAGCAGAGAGACCAGCAGAGAGAGCAAGCCGUCAUCCCAUUGACCGACUCUGAGCACAAGCUGCUAGCUCUGCACUUUGCAGUGGAUCCAGGAAGGGACUGGGAGUGGGGGAGGGAUGACAAUGACAACACCAAGCUGGCAAAUCUUAUUCUGUCACUAGAAGCUAAACUAAACCUUCUUCACAACUACAUGAAUGUAACAUGGAUUCGAAUUCCAUCUGAAACAAGGGCUCCCUUGGCUCAGCCAGAGUCACCCACUGCCUCUGCAGGUGAGGACGUACAGUCUCUAGCAGAAUCCAUGGAUUCGGACCGGGAGUCCGUUUGCAGUAACUCCAACAUCAAUAACGGCAAGUCAAGUAAGGACAAGGACAAGCAGCGAAAGGACAAAGACAAAACUCGGGCGGACUCAGUGGCCAACAAGUUGGGAAGUUUUAGCAAGACUCUUGGUAUCAAACUUAAGAAGAACAUGGGUGGACUUGGAGGGCUUGUCCAUGGCAAGAUCAGCAAGUCCACCUCGACGAAUGGUCGGACAGUAGAGAACGGUGAGCAGAAAUCCAAGAAAAAGGACUCUAAAACACGAAAAGGCAGCAAAGAGGAGUCCGGCCAGUCAGCCAGCACGUCCUCCUCAGAGAAGGCAAUGAGUCCCUCUCCUACAGACCACGCCUCUGGUAGCUCACCUGUCGAGAGACAGUCAGGAUCAGGCAAAAACUCAGGUGACCGGACUCUGGACAACUGGAAGUACAGCACAGAUGUAAAACUUAGCCUAAACAUUCUUCGGGCAGCCAUGCAGGGCGAGCGAAAGUUUAUUUUUGCUGGGUUGUUGCUGACCAGCCACAGACACCAGUUCCACGAAGAGAUGAUAAGCUUCUAUCUGAGCAGCGCCCAAGAACGCUUCAGUGCUGAGCAGGACCAGAAGAGAAAAGCUGAGGCUGAGAAGAAAACUCAGACCAAUGGGGUUCCACUGAAGAAACCUGAACAAGAGAGCAUUUUCCAAAGGGAGUGUUCAGAUAGCUCCCCACCUGAAAGCUGCUCACCUGUAUUGCACCCCAGCCAUAAUCUUUCACAGGCUGUGAAGGUCCAAGAAAGGGGAAGUCCCAAGCUUGCUGCUUCCCCCAUUCCAAUACCCAUCCCAAACUCCAUGUCACCUGUCCCUUUCUCUUCCCCUAGUAACGGUGCUAAGAGACCCAGACCAGUCCCUGUUUCAGCUCACUAUAGCCAUACGCCACCUAUCCAGAGGCACAGUGUUAUCCACCUGAGGGAUGUCAAUGUGCAGUCAUCCAGCUACCAGGGUGAGUCCUACAAACCGGUUGUGGGCACACUUAAGACCUGUGCAACUUACCCUCAACAAAACCGCUCACUGUCCUCUCAGAGCUACAGCCCAGCCCACAUGUCUGGGAUUCGUACUGUUAAUGCCAUAGAUACCCUCCCGUACAACAUGCCUGGGGAACACAAGUCCCACACUUACACCAAUGGCUUCAACACUGGCAACAUCCGGGACUGUCUGGAGUUUGCUGACGAGGACCCGCCACCCCAUGCCUGGCAUGGGCAGGACAAAAACAAAGGGCAGAGUGCCAUUUGUCCUAUGUACUACUUUCAGCAGAAACGCUGCAGGAGGGAAAACUGCACCUUCUAUGGGCGGCCUGAGACAGAGAACUUUUGCUCCUACUGUUAUAGAGAGGAGUUGAAACGCAGGGAAAGGGAGUUGAAGGUGCACCGGCCUGGAUAGCCCUCCAAACAAACACAUAUACAGCCACCCCCAAUUUGUGUGAAAAUAACGGCAACACAACCACCUUUUUGCACUUUGCAAGUGAUACAAAGAACUGGCAUAACAUUUUCCUUCUAUAUUUAAGACCGGUCUCCUUGUAUUGUUGUUACGUCACACUCAAUAGUGAACGAACACUGCUUUAAGGCUACAGUAUACUUCGGUUUUCUGGUGCCACUACGUAUCAUACACAGAGCAUGCAUCAGCACAGUUUGAGCAGACUGUCUGAAUCCAGCCCAGUUUUUCUAGCCUUGCGUACCUGUAUGCAUCUGUGUGCAUCAUCUGUGCAUGCUCCUGCUGUUGAAUGUACUUAAGAGUAUCACAAAGCAGUUGCAGUGCACAUGCAUCGAGUGUGUCCAUACGGGUUUGUGGUAAAAAGCAUAUACUUUGAAAGGCUAGAUCGCUUGACCCUUCGUGAGAUGUAACGGCACACAGAAAAACGAAAUAUACCCUAGCAUUUACAAUGACAGGAAGUGCAACCAGAAUCAGUUUACAGCUUUGGCCAGAGAUUGCGUUAUUGUUUGUCUAAUGUCUAAUUGAAUUCAAUCUUUUACUUGUUCUAGAGUAAAAGCUCAUGUGUUGUAAGACUCCUUGUACCUGCAGAAAGAGAUGUUAAAGCAAAUGUCAGUCUCUCUGAAGGGGCUUCCCAAAUCAAGGAAGGGUAGACUCUCUUUAGAGGUCAUUAUAAUGCAAUACUUCACAGCAUAGCUCUUUGGAAUCUCAAUAUCGAAAAGCACUGAUUUUUGCUGUGCAUUGCAAAUAAUUACAAAGGGAGGGAGAAGUACUGUUCAGCACUGGAAUUUUUUGGAAAGCAAUAAGUUUGUUAACAACCACCAUCCCUUCUCCCCUUUUUUAUCUAUGCAUUCAUAAUGUCAGCCAUAUUCUACUUUUUACCCAUAUGAUUCUAUGGGAUGUGGAUGGGAUUUGUAGAUGUCUGCUGUAAAAAGAUUAUUAUUAUAGUGGAAAUAUUCAAUACGUGGCAUAUCAAAAUGUGCUUUCAAAUUGACCUUGUGGUAUACUGCAUAAACAGUAUAUACUGACUUUCCAUCUUGCAGCAUAUUGUUAUAUAAAGCCUUUUCAUAGAAGGGUUUGCAUUCCACAAUGAUAUCAAAUGAAUCCUCAAUAUUGUGUGGUACUUGACAUGUGAUACAGUAAGCAGUUGACUUCCAUGCAGUGCUGUCUGUAUUUGCAAUAUAUUAUGGAGUCAUGCUAGCAAAUGCAAAAUUACACCUUUGAAACAUCUUAAGCAUUUCAUACUUAUAUCUUGAGGAUUUAAGUAUGAAAUGCAAACCCUUAUUUGCUGCUUGUAAAACCUUGAAUGUGUCAACUGUUUAUUACCUUCAUUAAUGGCACAGUCUGGCUUUAAGUGGCAACUGUUCAUCAACAUUCUCUAGCACUCAUGCUAACACUGCUAUGCUAGCCUCUUAUGUGCCAAAAAAGGUCCCUUAUUUCAUUUGUCCUCUGGAAUGUUUGAUUUAAUAUUUUUGACUCAUAUAGAUUACAUUUUUCACAACAGUGUUCUAAAUAGGUAAUGGACAAGGUACCAGUGACCAUGUUUAAUGUCACUGAGAGCUAAAUUCAUUGUGACACAACAAAUUGAGCUAUGGGAUGUUUCAUAAACAGUAUUGACCAUUGCAGUGUAAACCCAUUACAUAAACAGCUACAGUACAUUCAAGGGUACUAAGUUCCACUGUCAAAAAGCACUAGUCCUCAUUGUGUGCAAGGAAAUCAGGAUGCUACAUGUAACUUCCAUAAAAAUAAAAAAAAUCUGGAAUUGCUGCAAACUUGCUGCAAAUGUUGCCACUUAUUAAUUUUCACAUGUAAAUGAGCUUGGCAGCCUACUCUUCCUUGUCGCCAAAGUUUUGCUACACGUUCACCACUACCGGUGAAAAACUGCAAACAUUCGCAGUGAAUAGCAAGCUUAUUUGCAUGUGAAAAUAAUGACUGCUGAAUUUGUGAGAAGGGUAUAGCUGCAGGCAUUGCUCCCAAAAGGGGCGGUCACUCCAAACCGCCAUUGAAGAUAUAGGGAGCGCCUUACCUAACCCUUUCCCUAACCUUCCCUAAUGUGAGUGGAAAGUGACGUUGGUGCAACCCCCUUUUGGAGUAACCAUGCCCCUUUUGGAAAUUUUGCCCCCAUUUGGAGGUCUCCGGCCUGCAGCUAUACCUAUUUGGAAUUUGUGGCAAGUUUGCGAGAUCUCUAGAUUUUUUCUAAGGGUCUGCCAUUCAAAAAAACCACACAACAUUGUGCCAUCAACAAAAAUGACUAGUGUGCUAACCACUUUAUGUGUCUCUUCUAAGCAAAGGCCCCACCAAGUGCUUUUCUACUCCACAGUCAAGAUUACCAUAAGAGCAAUGCUUAUUGUAUUUUGUUGUGUGAGAUGUCGAGGUAACCCAAGCUGUGUCUCAGUAAGUGUGUUUUGUCUUUCCUGGCCAAGGAUGUCCACUGCUUCCUUUGUUCCCUUCCAACGUUUCUAUACCUCUGCCAUUGCGUGUCUGCCCCCCUCAGUUCACCUGCUUUUUGUCCCCUCCCUCAUUUAUAUUUGACAAGCUCAUGGACUCUCACCAUCUUAGAAUUGUAAAGUAUGAUUUUGUAUUCAUUUGAGAGUUUUACACUAAAUUAUUAAUUUGCACAUUAGGUACAAAUGUAAAUAGCAGGAGAAAAAGAGACAAAAUAAGAUUAGUUUAUUGUUAACAAUGGUGUCCGUGUGGUUCUUUUAAUUGUUUUUCUGGAAGCAAGGUGUGUGCAUGUGUGUCUUUGUGUGCUGGCAGUCUUUGCGUGCCUGCGUGUGUUUUUUCUCAACGUCCUGUAAUUUGAGAAGUGCCCUAGGCUGCUGUUUUAGUCUACGGUAUACAACACCCACAUUAGACUGUCUGCCUUCUCAAAUUAUUGAUCCAAUGAAACUGGAAUAUAUUCCUGUAUAAAGCCGUGCAUGUCCUGUGCGGUUUAACCUCCAUAUCCAUGCAGUAGUUGCUGUCAGUUGUGGAACACAGCCUAGGACACCAGUGUUAUGUAUGAAACACAGCACCUAACAGCUGCUUUACAUGUUACCUGUCUAACAUCUGCCAGAAGAGUCUCAAACUGACAGAGUCUCUCUGUUAUGCUGCACGUUCACUUAAGACUCAUUUAAUUCUUUGCAUACUGUACUUAGAGGGAUUUUAGAGGCCUGGUAUUUGAAAUACAAGUCAAGUCACUCAAAAGUGUGCCUUGUUAUUUAAAAUGUUAGUUAAAUAAUGAGGUAAAUGAACUAAAAAAAUGGGAGGUAGACACCCUUUAAAAGUGUAUCGGGAAAGAAAAAUUUAAAAGGAGAUCUUAUUAAUAUUCUAGUUGUUUCUCGAAGAUAGCAACGAGAUCAAAUGGAGAAUAAAUGGAAACUUUAAAGGGAUAGUUCACUUAAAAAUGAAAUUUAAUGCAUUUACCCUCAUGUUGUUCCAGACCUGUAUGACUCUUCUGUUGUACAUAAAAGGAGAAAUGUAGCAUAAUUUUCAGAGAAAUACCUGAGACAACGUUGAUCUUUAAAUGAAACAGAACUGAAAAUUCAAGUCUCUGAACAUUUUUUAUUUUAUUUUUUUCUGGGUGGUUAUACAUGUUAAGGAAUUUGCAUGUUAAGCCACUCUGCUUAUGAGACUCCAAAAUAUUAGAAUGUCACUCUGGCUUAUCUGUUAUCAACAAAUGUAAUUUCCAUCAUGCGUGAGAGGUUUUACAAUUGUCCUGAAACAGGAUACUUGCAAGUUUUGCAAAAGUAUCAUGGACACACCCCCACCUACACAUUUUACUAAGAGCAGAUCUCAGAGCACAUGGUACACAAGACAUAAUUCUGCUGAUACAGGGCGCUCUCCCAGGAACUGGACCGUGUUCUUAAGCUUUCAGAAAGAUGGAGAAUAACUCACUUAUUGUGCCAUAAUUGGCUUAGCGUUUAGCAACCUAAAUAUCAUGCCUUUAUCAGUGGUUUUGCAAGGGAUUUAAAAGGGUACUCUUAUCGGUAUUAAAGGAAUAGUACACCUGAAUAUACAUUUCUGUCAUCAUUUAGUCACCCUCAUGAUGUUCCAAACCCAUUUGCACAUUAUUAUUUUAUGCAUAUACACAUUUAUGUGCAUAAUACAUUUCCAGACCAGUUCUAAACAUGGUUCUAAGUGAGAGCAUUAUAAUAUGAUAUUAUUAUGUUCUGACUUAGGACCAUGUCUCCAUGUAUUAUGUUUAAUGGGACAACCACAAAAACAGUCAUACGUGCAGUGCCCCGAACCCUUAAGAGCUCAGCAGAUGGGAGAGAUGAUUUUCUUUUGUAGAAGGUCACGUGAACAGUCAUCUCUGCUCAAGGCAGCGUGCACAAAGACGCAAAGACACCCAGCCAUCUAUCAAUCAGCGCUAAGGCCCGUUUACAGCUCUUCCGUGACCUAGUUUGCAUUUGUGCGUAUCUCUCUUCAAAACAUUUCCCUGCCCAUGAUUUUUCUCAGAAGUGCCUUGUAAAUAAAAUUUGACUUUGUGUUUGGCAGCAUACAGGACUGAAGUUGCUCAAAGAAUGUGAAAAAUGCAAGAAGGAAAAACGAGGUCAUCCAAUGCACACAGUGUACUGUAUGUGUUUGUGCCGUAUUGUUUGUGAUCCAUAGUGUGCUCAAGUAGGGCAUGGCAUGUUGUGUUUAUAGGACUGAAUGUUAAGAGGUCUUGUGACGUGGCUGCCAAUGCUUUAUUGUGCUGUACAGUACGUAUUAGGACAAGGCAGCACUAGUGUACCAUUGUAUGGGGUCAGUCUUUCAUUUAGCUGGGUCAGUUCAGACAAAGGACACAAUUUCCAAGCCAAGAUCAACGGUGUCUCUUGACUUGUACUGUGCUUUUUUAAUGAUACCGUUGAACACAAAAGGAGGACUUUUUGAAGAAUCUUCAGGCAGCUCUUUUCCAUGAAACAACAGUUCAUAGUGACCAU
Molecule: messenger RNA, 8132 nt
Organism: Myxocyprinus asiaticus (Chinese sucker)
Lineage: Eukaryota; Metazoa; Chordata; Actinopteri; Cypriniformes; Catostomidae
Product: OTU domain-containing protein 7A-like
Exons: 14
Coding region: 373-3177 (934 amino acids)
Biological process (GO): protein K11-linked deubiquitination; protein K48-linked deubiquitination; protein deubiquitination involved in ubiquitin-dependent protein catabolic process
Cellular component (GO): nucleus; cytoplasm
Molecular function (GO): cysteine-type deubiquitinase activity; zinc ion binding; DNA binding
Source: RefSeq, a predicted model, not a curated record